Messenger RNA from Aspergillus calidoustus, 1724 nucleotides. Lineage: Eukaryota; Fungi; Ascomycota; Eurotiomycetes; Eurotiales; Aspergillaceae. The record is from the annotation of a GenBank genome assembly.
GAAGAAUGGGAAUGUGAGGGCUCGUUGUCAACUGCUGCGAGUAGGCGACCUGAGGAUUAUCGCUCGAGUCGAUCCUCGAGUCUAGCUGCAUUGUUGAAGAGUCUUGGCGUCUUUCCAAACUGUCCUGUUCCACCCCCGCCUUCCUGUUCGCAGCCAGCGCGAACGAAAUCCAGAAAUCCAUCCCACAAUCCAGAAGGUCCUCAGAACUUUCGGAGGUCCAAAUUCCGAGGGGGUGGAAUCAGUGGGGAAGUGGGUACUUUUGACAGGCAACUUUAACCCUGCUUGAAUUUUCCACUAUAAGCGAGGCAAUGGCAUUGGCUGCACUCACUGCCUUAGCACAGGGAUGCGUCAGAUAUGCCACGGUGCAUGGGGCGCAAAACCCAGGGGCUAGUCCUCUUUGGGCCCCGGAAUCGAGCCUAUUCGGGCCCGUCGAUCAAAACGGAGACUCUGCUGGUCCUCACACCCCCCUGCCGCCUGUCAUGCAGGGUCAUAGCAUAGGGACAGACCCGACGGGCGACGGUUUCCCAACAGGCGUCCACGGUGUGUUCUGUCUUCGGCCGAGCCAUCGUUUUGAGGCGGCGCCUAUAAAGUUCCUCCCUGGAUCCAGGCCUUGGGAUCUGUCGCACACUGUUCCAGGCUCCAGGCUUAUUUUUAUUACCUGUUUCGAGAUGCGGGUCUUUCAGUGUUCGUGGCCCUCGUGUGACAAGGAGUUUGUGCGAAAAGCUGACCUCGCUCGACACUUUCAGAUCCACGUCGACGAGCGGCCGUACGCCUGUUCCGAGCCGGGAUGUUCGAAAAAGUUCCACCAGCGGUCGUCGCUGAGUAUCCAUCAGAGGAUUCACACGGGCGAGCGACCUUAUCUUUGCGAGGUCAACGGUUGUCAAAGAACAUUUAGCGACCCUUCGAGCUAUUCUCGACACCAGCGGUCACACAGGAACGACAAGCCAUUCGUUUGCGGGCUGUCACACUGCCGUCAGAAGUUCGCCCGGAAAGCCUCCUUGGAACAACACCGACUGCAACAUGAAGAGCAAGACAUGGCAUUCGAGGAGCAGCAGCGCCGAGAAGCCCUCGCCCUCGACCUGUCUACAUACAGCACGAGCUUCGGUCUCACGGUCCCCCCUACGACCCCCUCACCCACGUUUCACAACGGCGAAGCUAUCGUCUGGGAUGCGCUCCCUUGCGACGACAUUGACACGAUAUUGGCGCGGCUCACGCAACAACCAAACCCGAACCUUAUACCUUGCCCGACGACACCCAGCCAGACUGAGAUCCAAAUACACCAGCGCGAUCGGCAAUAUAUCAAUUUGUCCGGACUGGCCGCCCAUCAGCCCGUCCAACAGCCAUUUCACGACUGGCCGUUACCCCCGGCCGCUCCCAGACCGAACCGGAGUUUCCCAACCUAUUACAUCGAUGAUAGCUCCAUAGCCUACAAUGAUGAUGGGUGGCUUCGAUAGCCGGAUAAGGGGUUCCUUGUGAUAUUACAUGUGUUGCGUGUUGUGUGCCGGGUAUACGGUUUUCUCAGUGCCUUGAGAUGGGCAGAUUCUAUAACAUAUUAAUCCGAUCUCUUUUUCUUGUGGUUCUUGAACUGGGACGGUUUCGUGAAGUGAUACUUUGUGUUUUGGAGAGCUACUUUUUUUUCGCAACUGUGUAUGAGACUGGAUGAACAAGAGUAGGCAAAGUCAGAACCUUGUUACUAGGAUCCUAGAAUGCAAGCUUCUCUAAAG